Molecule: messenger RNA, 552 nt
Organism: Acanthosepion pharaonis
Lineage: Eukaryota; Metazoa; Mollusca; Cephalopoda; Sepiida; Sepiidae
Source: the annotation of a GenBank genome assembly
AUGUUGGACAUUGUACAAAUAGUUGAGGCAUUUUCAAUAAUCUAUCUAUCUAUCUAUCUAUCUAUCUAUCUAUCUAUCUAUCUAUCUAUCCCAGUCUGUUCCGAUCUAUCUAUCUAUCUAUCUAUCUAUCUAUCUAUCCCAGUCUGUUCCGAUCUAUCUAUCUAUCUAUCUAUCUAUCUAUCUAUCUAUCUGAUCCUAGCAUUUUUAUUCUUACUGUUUGGUUUCCAUUACAAGUCCUCUUCUCACUCACGAAGCUCAUCAGAAGGAAAAUAUCCUAGCAUCUAUCUAUUAAAUACGGUAAAGUUCUUUCUUUUGAUUUCUGUUUAUUCUUUCUUUCUUUCUUUCUUUCUUUCUUUUGAUUUCUGUUUAUUCUUUCUUUCUUUCUUUCUUUCUUUCUUUCUUUUGAUUUCUGUUUAUUCUUUCUUUCUUUCUUUCUUUCUUUCUUUCUUUCUGUUUAUUCUUUCUUUCUUUCUUUCUUUUGAUUUCUUUUUAUUCUUUCUUUCUUUCUUUCUUUUGAUUUCUGUUUAUUCUUUCUUUCUUUCUUUCUUUUGA